GCCGUCCAACAUUAGCGUGAACGGGUUUUUUUUGCAUUGCAUUGCCACAACUGGAGCCUGCAGCCAUUUCUUUCACAGGUUUUUAUCCUGUUUCUUCCAGCACUGUUUGAGAGGAUUGUCGCUUGUUCGUCACCAAAACCUCGGAGUCAGCACAGGCCGGAUUUUCCCCCUUGUUUUAUCGGCUGGCUUGCCUGCCAGCUGAAUCUUGUAGAGAUGGACCCAGCAAGCCGAUACCAAGUGUUGCACAAUGAGGACGACUCCUCAGAGGCCUCUACCAGUGAACAGCAGCCGUCGACUUCUGCCACAGCCCAGGCCGGGACGUCAUCAGCUCAGGCUCAGGCCCAAGCCAGCCCCUCCUCUGCCCCAGCAUCAGGGCAGGCAUCCGGAUCAGGGACCCAGGGGGAGGCAGACGCCCCUCCACCACCAUAUGCCCCCAUUGACCUGGGAGCAACUGCCUCUGCACCUGAAACUAGUUUCCGAAGCGAUUUCCCGGUGCCUCCGCCCUACAGUGUUGCCACUUCCCUGCCCACGUAUGAUGAAGCAGAGAAGGCCAAAGCUGCUGCCAUGGCUGCCUCCACUGUGGAGGUGAUGCCAAGGGAUGAUGACUUCCCUCCCAGAGAUGAUUUCAGUGAUGCUGAUCAGCUACGAGUUGGCAACGACGGCAUCUUCAUGCUGGCCUUUUUCAUGGCCUUCCUGUUCAACUGGAUCGGCUUCUGCCUGUCCUUCUGUCUGACCAAUACAAUUGCAGGACGCUACGGAGCCAUCUGUGGCUUUGGCCUCUCCCUCAUCAAGUGGAUUCUCAUCGUCAGGUUCUCCGACUACUUCACUGGAUACUUCAACGGUCAAUAUUGGCUCUGGUGGAUCUUCCUGUUGCUUGGUCUCCUGCUCUUCUUCAGAGGCUUUGUCAACUAUCUAAAAGUCCGCAACAUGUCAGAGAACAUGGCCACCUCCCAUAGAACACGCCUUUUCUUCCUCUACUAGAGGUUUCCACGCCAACAUCAUUCCUCCCUAAUGUGAAGUUCCUUUCUACCCCCUCAAAUGACCUGACCUUAUAAGUCUUGCAGUGAAGAGAGGAGGUAGGGAAGGAAUGAAGGAAAGAAGCGGGGGGAGAGUGUCAUCAGUCUCAUUAAAAGCAUAACAUGACUCACUCUGAAGUCUCUCCUUCUGAACCAAGCCGAACCCAUCCCUUUGAUGAUCAGAUCUCUUUUUGGCUUUGUUUCCCCCCUCCCACCCUCCUUUUGAUUUUAAAAAAAAACUCUUAUUCACUGACCUCUUUUUUUGUUUUGUUUUGAUUAUCUUUACAUGUUCUGAGCAAGAAUCAUGUGAAAUCGUCUGAAACACCCGGCCCCCAGAUGCAUCAUGUUGGUGGUUGCUCUCAAAAGCGCUAGACCAGCUCUCCAAAAUGGCCUUGAAAGCACAGAAAAAGUAUGAAAAAUAAUUUGGCAGUGUGUGAGGGGAAAAAUAAAAUUUUAAACUUACAUCGAAUUAUUUGCCCCGAUAGGGUGCGUACACCACCACACUAAUAUCAGUGUAUAGUUGAAAAAUAAAUAUCCAGUGUUUAAAAAUGGAUGUGUGGAAAAUAAUUCAAAAAUGAAAAAAACAUGUAGAAACCAGUUUGUACUCUUUCAGAUCCUGUUUUUUUUUUUCCUUUCCAGCUUUGCCUGCUUUCCCUCAUAUGUCUUUUGAGAGCAAGUUCAAGUAAGGAUUUUUUUUUUUUAGACUUUUAGGGUGCAGCCAUUUUCUAGUUUUGAGUUUUUCUAUAUGAGACCUGUUGCAGUCGAGCUGGCUGUGCAUGACAAGAUUUCUUGAACAAAUUAAGCACUAGAGUUGCCAUUCCCACCUUUUUCAAGUUGGGGUGUUUUGAAGUCUUAAUUGUGGUGUAGCGUUUUCACUUCCUCAUUCUAAACUUUUGCAGCUUGGCUUGAUCGAGGCUAAAUGUAGAUCAGUCUUACAGUGCGCAUCUUUAUUAUUUUUUCUCUCUUAUUUUUACUUUACAAUGAGGACUUUGUCACAGUGGUCCGACCUAUGCAGUAUCAACCGUGAUCCAUCAUUAUACUGACUUUAGAGAAGCUGGAAGUAAUAUGCCACUGUGCAGUCACUGUACAUCUAAUGACAGAUUUGCUAUGAUGACAGGUGACUGCACUCCUUCCUGCUCUUUGGUCGGCAGUCUCUCUUGAAUCAGAGAAAAUGAAACGAAUGUCUCCACUAUGCUUUGCCGAACCUCAAAUCGUUCAUCUUUUGCUGGACAUUUCACCUGAACUCUAGCCCAAUAUAUUACAGCAAUAGAGAAGAGCUGCAUCCAUUGGUUGACAUUAUAAUGCUUUAUACCUAUUUUAUUUUUAUUUUUUGGUUCCUGCGCCAAAUAUGUCUGGCCAAACUAUACUGAUGAGCCACUGAGGAACAUAGCUUAUCAGUGGAGGCAGCACACACACACACACAAGCAAGCACCCUGGCUACAGUAGAAUCAGUGGAGAGAGGCAGAGAGACAGAAGCAGGACUCCGUGGCAAGUGAGCCUUGUAUGCAUCCCCAGCUUUACUGUUGUGGAAGUGGAAUUCAUAAUAAGGUUUUACAUAACCGUUACUUGCCAGGCUGGGGUAGAACUAUCUUUGACAAAAAAAAAAAAAAAAAAAAAGGGUCUUAUGCAAUUUAGCUAUUUGUUAAUUACCUAAUUGUGGAUGUUGAUUCCUGUGAUGAUGAAUUAGCUAUAGUGGAGUAGUUUAGUUGAGUGCAUCAGAGGUUUGAGUUCAGUCCCAGUCGGAGAUCCAAGUACGGCAUCUGGUCUGGUCCAGAGUGAAACGCGCAUGAAUUUUGGACAAGGCUGAGGUGCUAUUGAUUGAACAAGCAGCACAGUUGAGUCUUUAUGGACACAGAAUAAAUAACUGCAGUUAGUACAUCUCUGCAGUCCAUAUUUGAGUUUGGUAAUCAUCCACUCGGUGGUCUGCACCGCACAGCCUUGGGAAGAAGGUGCUUCAGAUUCACCUUGCAGGUCAGCAGAAAGUUUCCAAAGAGAAUCAGUUGAAAAUACAAUCCAAGAUGAUCAAUGCAAACAAAAAACAGAUAAAAAACAUACAAAAAAAAGGUUCCAGACUCUUCUAAAUGUAACCAGAUCUGCAUGUUGUGCAUGAUUUAGAGAAACUCUGUCCUGCAGUAGUUCUACAUGUGGAUCUCUCUGGGAUUUGGCUUGUUAGGAAUAGAUUAGAUUUAAAUUUACUUCUGUCCUCCUUCAAGCGUCCUGUCUUUUCAUGGAGUGAGAAGCUUGUGUUCAUGGGUGUUAACCGAGAUCCCGUUGAGAAGGUGGCAGCACAGUGACGGUUGCAUUUGGGUUGGUGUGGAGAAAACAGCCACCUGUAUUCCGUGAUAAACUUUGAGCUUGCAAGAUGAGAAUAAAUCUUGCAAUCAAAAGAUUUUGUAUUCGCUUGUGAGUGUAACUGAUAAAUGCGAAAUUGUGGUGGAGCGAGAAUUCAUAAUGUCUAUGAUGAUGUGCACCAUGAAAAUGGAGCGCGACUGGACAAAAAAAAAAAAAAAAAAAAAAAAAAAGCUCUUUGAUGAUGAUUUUUUUGUCAGUUUCCACAAAAUGAAAUGUAUAUACCAGCUCAUGCCAAUUCACGAUAUUUGCACUUUCAAGAACUUCUGUAUAUGAUUUGUGAAUCUGCUUAACUUGAUGUGGUGGGUAGACAAAAAUUAUCUUAGCCAUCUAAGUUUUUCAACUGGAAAUCUUAAAAAUCAUCCCAAAUGGAUAUUUUGCCUUUUGCACUUUUUAUUUUCAAAAAGAUAAUAUUGUUAUUGUGUGUCUUGUUUCAUCGCUUUUAGCCUAAACUGUGACAGUUUAAGUAUUGCCAAACUUUUUUUUUUUUAAUGCUAGAAAAAUUGUUUUCCACUCAAGAGUCAUAUCCCACUAAAGCCUCUUUCAGCAAUAUCAAGAUCUUACAAUGAAUUAAAGCUCUGAUGCAUGAUUUAUGCACCUGAUUGAGUGGGUUAAUAUAAGGACUAAAAGGUUAGUACUACAAUUACAUUUGUUUGUAAAUAAAAAGAAGAAAAGAGACAACAGUCAACUAUUUUUGUCCAAGAUAAUCCUUGUAACAUCCUUUGGAGCAGAUAUGGUUGUUAUGCAUUCAUGUAACUGGAAUAAAAUUCAAAGAUGAUGUCUUGCAAAAAAUGCCAAUAAAGUACAAAAGCCUGCCAAU
This is a messenger RNA of Myripristis murdjan (pinecone soldierfish), 4185 nucleotides long. RefSeq names its product Nedd4 family interacting protein 2 (gene ndfip2). The record is from RefSeq and is a predicted model, not a curated record. NCBI's taxonomy places the organism in Eukaryota, Metazoa, Chordata, Actinopteri, Holocentriformes, Holocentridae. Gene Ontology annotation, molecular function: WW domain binding. Gene Ontology annotation, cellular component: perinuclear region of cytoplasm; Golgi apparatus; endoplasmic reticulum. Gene Ontology annotation, biological process: metal ion transport; vacuolar transport; ubiquitin-dependent protein catabolic process. The transcript has 8 exons. Bases 214 to 981 code for a protein of 255 amino acids.